AUGCAUGAUAAAUUACAGGCAUUACGUGUGAAUAAUACUUGGAAUCUUAUCCCUUGUGAGGCUACUGUGUCUAUCAUUGCUUGUCAAUGGGUUUUCAAAAUCAAGCUCAAAGCUAAUGGCACUCUAGAUAUGCCGAAAGAUUGUGUAGUUGCUAAAGGUUUUAAUCAAGAAGAUGGCAUCAACUAUCAUGAGACAUUCUCUCCAGUUAUCAAACCAAGUAUAAUCUUGAUUGUCAUCACACUUGCUCUGAUCAAUUAUUGGAGUAUUAGUCAAUUAGAUGUCAAGAAUGCUUUUCUUCAUAGUGACCUCUAUGAAUCUUUUUUCAUGGAACAACUCUCAGGAAUUGCAUACAAAACACACGAAUUCCCCUCCCUUGCUGCAGAGCACCAAAGCACCAAGCACUCAACUGAUAGCAGCUCCAUAGCACCCAAAGCCCAAAACUGA
Carya illinoinensis is the source of this 444-nucleotide messenger RNA. RefSeq lists its product as uncharacterized. Bases 1 to 444 code for a protein of 147 amino acids. The record is from RefSeq and is a predicted model, not a curated record. Lineage: Eukaryota; Viridiplantae; Streptophyta; Magnoliopsida; Fagales; Juglandaceae. The transcript has a single exon.